UGCUCAGAACUAGCAGCAGGGAGAAUGGAGUCUCCUGCCUCUUUGGGGCUGAGGGUUGGGUGCUGUUAGAGGCUGCUUCCCUCUCCACCCCACCUGAGGUGUGCUGUAGCUGAUCCACCUUGGCUUGAAUAUCUCUGAGCAAGGGGUCUGGUCUCAGCCCCACCAGGGGAGGAGGGGAAAUCCCUGGUGUGGAAGCAGUUCUUCAAGGCAUUGUGAGGGGUAUUUUUGGGUUUCUGACUGUUGCCUGUGCACAUUCCUACCUGCUAGCAGGUCAGCCAGCAGCAUGGGAGCUGUGUGCCUCCUUUGGCUAUUGGCUUGCAGGGUGGACAUUCAGCCCAAAAGAAUUAACCAACUUUUCCUUAUGCUCUUCUGGUGAAAUCGUGGAAGCCUGAGCAAAACUGGAGUGGGUUUCUCAGUCUCAUUCACUGGUGCUGUCUGGGAUCCUUUGGUUCAGCUUCUAAAGCUCUUAGCAAGCCAGUGACCGUGUGUGGUAUAUAUUUCCUCUUCUUCUGCUGAGGUGUGUUCCAGGCUGGAAAUCUCUAGGGCAGGGCUCUGAUUCAUUGUCUGCAGAGCACCCAGAGCCUGCGAGGUGUUUAAAGGUUUGGCCUCUUAUCUCUGCAAGUACACCUAAUGAACUUUAUGGCAAGGAGAUAAAGCCACAGUAAACUGAAGAAAUAAAGUAAAACUGGAUCGGGAAUCAAGGAGCUGAGGAUCCUUCAUGUGUUGCUGUUGUUGAUGUUGCUGUGUCCUGUAGGUGCAGAGCAAGGGAGGGACAAACUCUGUGAGGGACCAGAGCUUCUGAGCAGCAGAGAGAAGCUGGACACCAGCUCUGCUCUGCCCCAGGCAGAGCCUUGCUUGCAGAGCUGUGUUCUCCCUGUUUAACUGCAGGACUUUGCCUUCCCUCUCAAAGUCUCUGCUGUCUCCUGCCCUGGUCUAUUUGCAGCAAGCAGUUGUUUUGGAGCCUGGCAUUUCCUUCUAGCAUGGCAAACUGACAGCUUGCUCUGAGCAGCUAAAUGGAAGGGAGGUCUGAUUCUCACUGAAAAUAGCAGUGAAUCCUUUUCUCUGAGGCACCCUCAGGAUUUCACUCCCUGGGUUUUAAGCCCAGAAGGUUAACAGCAGAACUGAGAAUAGCAUGGGAGCAGGAGUGCAUCAUGGGGAUGAGCUGCUGUUGGUAAAGCAGAGCAGAGUUGCAGCAAGCCUGAGCUGUUGAUAAGAUAGAUAAAAGCACUUUCAGUGUUUACAUUUGUACUUAAACCUGUAGCAGCUGAAAGGUUUUGGAGCAGCUCAUUGCCCAGCAUGUCUUCUCAUUGAUGGCUGGCUGUGUCUCCUGUGGAGCUGCCCAGGGCAUUAAUCCAUCCAUUUCACAGGAUAAGCCUUUCUGCUGCAGGAAAGUGCCUGCAUUGUCUUGUGCUUGAAGAGGCUUUUCCUUUUAAGAGAUGAGGGCAUAAUUGUGUUCCUGACUGCAGGGCAAGGUGCCACUCUGCAGCUCUACACCAGGCUGGUGCCAGGAGCCAGCUGGGAGCAGGAAUUACUGCCUUGCCUAUUCAACCCUGGCGUGGGCUGACUGUACCUGCCCUGCUCUCACUCUGACCCACCCCUCUGUUUCAAUAUCUUACCUUUCUUCACCCCUUUCUCUUGAUUCUGGCCAUUGUGUUUCGCCUGUGAGCAGUGCCUGGGAAAGAGUCCUGCCCAGCGUAGGUGGUGAGUGGUGCCUGUGUUUGAAAUCUGCUCCAGGGCAGAGCAGGCACUCAGGGCUCUCCUGCCCCCGGUGUCUCUCACUGGGGUGAUUCCCUUCCUGCUGCAGCAGCCUCAGAGAAACAUGAUGAAGCUUAUGCUGGCAAAAGGCAAAAAGCCACAAUGAACACGGCAUUGUUUUGCUAAUGAAGAGCACAGUUGUAUUCCCUUACUUCUGCUGAGUGUUUUGUGCUUCAAAGAGGUCUGCAGCAGUACUCCUGCAGGCUGCUUUGUUUUGGUUCUUGUUUCCUAUGCUGUGUUCUCACAUGUACUGCACAGGAAAUCUCUGCCUCUCCUCCCUCUGCCAAUGUUUUGUUCCCUUAUCCUAAUCAAAAUUCCAGCAGCUGAAUUUGCCUAUGGACUUCCACGUGCGCCUUGCCGGUGCCUUGUUGACAGCUUUUGUCCAUGUGCCUCGGGUCUUGGAAUGCCAGGGAGUUCACCUGGUGCUUCUGUCUGGGCUUCAUCCCAGCCUGAGCCGAGCUUUUCAGAAAUCUCUGCUUUGGGUCAGCAUUAACGUGCCUCUCCCAGGGCAGCUCAGCUGGCGUCUGCCUUGGCUCGCUCUUGGCAUCCCCUGGUUGGAGGUGCUGCUGUUCCUUGUCACCCGAGGGGCUGGGAGCCGUGGAGGCUCGUGGGGCUCAGCAGCUCAGCCCCGAGCUGUGGGAGGGUGAUGCCCUGGCCUCCCCUGGCUGCCCUCCCCAGCUGCCUGUGCUGUUAGUGCUUGUUUUCAGCUGCUGACCAGCUGGCUUACACGCUCCGGGAUUUGUUUGGAUGUUGUGGAUGGUAUUUAUUUAACUUCCAGGAUGUGGUGGUCAUCUCAGCAGCUGAUAACGUGGUUGGGCCUAUUUAAAUGGCAUCUUCUGUCUCAGUGCCCAGCAUCUGAGGUCCCUGAAUAGUUUGAAAUAGCUGUACUGCAGCCUGUGCUUGGGGUGUACUUUCAAAGAGCCUCAGGCAUUUUCCUCUCCAUUCAUGAUUUUUUAAAAAAGUGUGUAAGGAAAGAAAAAAUAGUCUUGUCUCUUGUUACUUAAGAAUUGGGAUUUAGCUCACUGUUCCAGUGGCAUACCUUGGUAGGAAAAACCUGUGGGGAAGCUGCUGAAUUCAGCCCUAACCAGAACACAAUGAGCCUUCCCUGUUCACCUUCUAGCUGAAGCCUUGCUGAUGUCCAGUAAUCUUAUUUUUAAACCAGAUCUGAUUCAUGCUCUGUUUUCUAUGCCAGAUGAGGUCCUUGGUUGUGAGUAAGUGUUGUGACUGUAGCUGGCAGGAGCGCUGCAUGAUUGCCUCACUUCAGGAAAUGUUAAAAUAACACUUUUUUUUCUUAGAAAGCUCGUUUGCACCCCUCCCACCUCUAAUUCUCCUAAUAGCUGCCCCCAGUUUGGCAGCUGUGUGACAGAGGGCUGUUUGUGUUGCUGAGUGAGAGCAGAGACACUCGAGUGGAUGCAGUGCUGGAGGAGAGGUGCACAGAGAGAGCAAGGAUCUCUGGCCAAGCUGGCUUAGACCUCUCGGAGGUUUCUCUGCAAUCUGGAAGGAAAACUGCUCAACUGUGGGAAGGAUCUUGCUCCUCCCCCUGUGCUCUGCAGCUGAAACUGGGGAUUUUUUUUUUCCCCCCUCUUGGAGAAGAGAAGCUGCUCACUUGAGACGAGCCAGGCAAAGGUUUAUCUGCCCUUGGCUGGGGGGGUUCAGAGGGGCCAGGAGCUGCCGGGAUGAGUGUCCCCCAGCAGAUUGUCUGCUGCUCUGGACUUGCAGCCAGGCCCCCGAGGCAGUCCUGAGUGGUGCACAUCUGGGCAGAGCCUCCUGGCAGCCUUGGCCGCGGGGCUGGAUGACAGCAGGAGCUGCCAGGUGAAUCCAUGAGCCUGUGAGGAGGCCAGGCCGGGCGGCACCAUGGGUCAGAAGGUCACGGGUGGGAUAAAGACCGUGGACAUGAGGGACCCUGUGUACCGGCCGCUGAAGCAGGAGCUCCAAGGACUGGACUACAGCAAGCCCACCCGGCUGGACCUGCUGCUGGACAUGCCCCCGGUGUCCUACGAGGUGCAGCUGCUGCACUCGUGGAACAACGACGACCGCUCGCUGAACGUGUUCGUCAAGGAGGACGACAAGCUGAUGUUCCACCGGCACCCGGUGGCGCAGAGCACCGACGCCAUCAGGGGCAAGGUGGGCUACACGCGGGGGCUGCACGUGUGGCAGAUCACCUGGGCCAUGCGCCAGCGGGGCACCCACGCCGUGGUGGGGGUGGCCACCGCCGAGGCGCCGCUGCACUCCGUGGGCUACACCACCCUGGUGGGCAACAACCACGAGUCCUGGGGCUGGGACCUGGGCCGCAACAGACUCUACCACGACGGCAAGAACCAGCCCAGCAAAACCUACCCCGCCUUCCUGGAGCCCGACGAGACCUUCAUCGUGCCCGACUCCUUCCUGGUGGUGCUGGACAUGGACGACGGCACGCUGAGCUUCAUCGUGGACGGGCAGUACAUGGGGGUUGCCUUCCGAGGGCUCAAGGGGAAGAAGCUCUACCCGGUGGUGAGCGCCGUGUGGGGCCACUGUGAGAUCCGCAUGUGCUACUUGAACGGGCUCGACCCUGAACCACUGCCUCUGAUGGACUUGUGCCGGCGAGCCGUGAGGCUUGCCCUGGGCAAGGACAGACUGGCUGAGAUCCCCACCCUGCCCCUGCCAGCCUCCCUCAAGAGUUACCUGCUCUACCAAUGACCCCCGUGCUCCAGGACAGAGGUGGAACCGAGGCAUGGAUGGAGCUGCCCCGGAGCCCUGGGCUCUCCCUGCUGCUGGAGCUGCCUGGCCAGAGGAUUCCUGCCCUGGGCUCUCCCUGCUGCUGGAGCUGCCUGGCCAGAGGAUUCCUGCCCUGGGCUCUCCCUGCUGCUGGAGCUGCCUGGC
This is a messenger RNA of Motacilla alba alba, 4614 nucleotides long. It is a transcript of the gene SPSB1, whose product is annotated as splA/ryanodine receptor domain and SOCS box containing 1. Gene Ontology annotation, cellular component: SCF ubiquitin ligase complex. Bases 3610 to 4431 code for a protein of 273 amino acids. The record is from RefSeq and is a predicted model, not a curated record. The transcript has 3 exons. Gene Ontology annotation, molecular function: protein binding. Gene Ontology annotation, biological process: intracellular signal transduction; proteasome-mediated ubiquitin-dependent protein catabolic process. NCBI's taxonomy places the organism in Eukaryota, Metazoa, Chordata, Aves, Passeriformes, Motacillidae.